GUAGCGCGGCUCCCGCCCCAAGGGCCAAGACCUCGACAAUUGGGCGUGCGCAGAUUUGACUGGAGCGAAGGAAGAGGAGGAGGCGGAGAGAGAAGACUCGCGUACGCGCCUCACCCACUUGCUUGUCCGACUCUCCGGUCCCAGCAUGCAGCGCGGCGGAGUUUGAAUGGCGCUGACUACGCUGAGUGGGCCCCGGCGCUAGGACUCCACCGCUGCCCAAUCUGGCGGCUUCCAUUUGAGGCCGGGCCAGUAGCAGCUCCAGUGGCGGCGCUGGACCAUGAGUGGCAGCAGGGAUUUUAGAGAGUAUGGCAUCUGAGGCCCAAAAUGUUAGAAAACAGAACCUAUUGUACCUUGAGGGUCAUCCAGUUGAUCUCCGUAGAAAAAGGAGCUCUUGUUUCAUUAAUGAGAACAUGAAGGAGGGUAAGAAACCUGCAAAACAUUUGGCUUCUUGCACAAGCAGAACAACAGUUGGACAAACUGUGACCAGCCCCCAUCCUCUCUUCAGAGUAGUAUACUGCAAAAGAAAAGUUCUCUAUUAUUCUCCAAAGCCUUGUUUCAGAAAGAAACAGCUCCCUAAAGUCAGGGGCCGUGACAUGGCCAAUAAGGAAAAUGAACUGGCAUGUGCAGGUAAUUUGCCAGGAAAACUGCCUGCUGAUGGUCGUACAUUCUUACUGAACUCCAGUGAUUCUGGCUGCUCUCAAGCAGAAAGUCCUUCAUCAAAAUAUAGCGGAUUUUUUUCAGAGGUUUCUGAAGAUCAUGACACUAUGGCACAAGUCCUCUUCAGUAGAAAUCUCCGAUUGAACGUAGCUCUUACCUUUUGGAGAAGAAGAAGUAUAAGUGAGCUUGUAGCCUAUUUAGUAAGGAUACAAGAUCUCGGUGUAGUGGUAGAUUGUCUUCCUGCCCUUACAAGCAGUUUACAGGAAGAAAAACCAUAUAUUUCUGUUGGCUGCUGUGUAGAUCUUCUGCCACUAGUAAAAUUACUGCUGAAAAGUAAAUUUGAAGAAUAUGUAGUAGUUGGUUUAAAUUGGCUGCAGGCUGUGAUUAAAAGAUGGUGGUCAGAUCUUUCUGCCCAUACAGAAAAGAUAGAGGAUGGAAAUAUUCAGAUUUUAAAACAACAAUUAAGUGGAUUGUGGAAACAAGAAAAUCAUCUUACUUUGGUUCCAGGAUAUACGGGUAACAUAGCAAAGGAUGUGGAUGCUUAUUUAUUACAGUUGCACUGACAUUCUUGGAGAAUAUAGUGUGUGUGUGUGAGUAUGCAUGCACAUGUAACUGUGUUGGCUAAAAAAGCCCUUCCGAUAGCUCUCGACAGUGUACUACGUUGAAAAUGACACCACUUUUUAAGAACUGUCUUGACCGACGAGGACUAGACCUUCGGUACUGUUUGCUAUAACCACUAAAAAUCCAUCUGCUUCACAUUGAAGUGGAAAAAUUUCUAAUAGGAGCAACUUUUACUUCAGUGAGGUGAAAAUGCACUAUGAAAACUAUAUAAUGCCUUAGAUGCAUUUGGGGAUCUGUUCAGUUAAUUGGUGAAGUCAUUAAAUGCUACUGUGUUUCUUCUACAUCACUGUAUAAAACAUCAAAGCUUAAUCAUGAAAAUGGGAUUACAGAACCAGUUAAUAGGAACCACAAGAGACCAGUCACCAUAAAUAUUUUUAAACCAUUAUUUUGCAUACAACCUGUAAAAUGUUUUUGUAUAUGUGUGUGUGUAUAUAUAUAUUGAAAAAUAUGUUAAAAACAUUCAUCUUCUGUAUUAAAACUUUGAAUUCUCUGCUAUAUUAAUCAAGGCAUUAAAGACUAUUUUUGUUGCACUCCUGAGAUAACUAUAUAUAGCAAGAGGCCUUAACUACUAGCAUUGCAAAUUGCCAGUAUUUUAAGAUAGAAUAUAGAAAGAUGAGAGUUCUUCAUUAAAAGUCAUCAGGGUAGUGUUUAUACACUGUGUACAAAUCAUUUUGAAACAGUUUGUGUUAUUAAAUAUUUGAGUAUUUCCACUAUUUGAUAGGCAUACUAAAAAUUUAGGCACAGAGGGAAAAACGCUUGUAAAUAUCAACAAAGGUGAAUCUGUGUACUGAGCAUUUUUUGUACUUAAAUUUUCUAGUGCCCUAUUCUGUAACCCUUCAAAUUACAUGCAUUUUCAAUGUUUUUACUGUGUUCAUUUCUAAAAUUAUGUUCAAAUAAUUUUACACGGGUCACUCACCCUACUAGGAGCCUCAUCUGCUGUACUCCAGAUACUUUUAUCUCCUGCUCCAGAAAUGUUUACAGCCAAGAUAAGUCUGUGCUUUUAAGAUUCAACAAAGCAUACGCUACCUCCUGGACCUAUGUUGCUGGGGAUCUUGCAGGCAUACUUGCCCUAUGGCUGUUUUCCUUAACAAUUACUCUUAACUGGAAGAGCAAUGCAGUACUUAACAUACAAAUGUUUAUAUCUAUAUUUUGUCAUACUAACUUGUGAUUCUUUAGUUCACUCUGCUGUGGUAUACCAGCUAGAUUAAAAAAGAGUUUGGCACCUGUUUUAUGUAACUAGUAAAUGUGCUUAUCCAAAUAAAAAAAUCUAUGCAGUGCCAGAUGUGCACUAAAACAGAUGUAUUUUUACAGUACAACCAGAUUCAUUGUUGGAUUAAUUUUUAUUAAAUAUGACUUGAGACUUUUA
This is a messenger RNA of Heteronotia binoei (common prickly gecko), 2644 nucleotides long. It is a transcript of the gene KATNBL1, whose product is annotated as katanin regulatory subunit B1 like 1. Bases 306 to 1220 code for a protein of 304 amino acids. The transcript is spliced from 10 exons. NCBI's taxonomy places the organism in Eukaryota, Metazoa, Chordata, Lepidosauria, Squamata, Gekkonidae. The record is from RefSeq and is a predicted model, not a curated record. Gene Ontology annotation, cellular component: nucleolus. Gene Ontology annotation, molecular function: microtubule binding.